Molecule: messenger RNA, 1821 nt
Organism: Macroventuria anomochaeta
Lineage: Eukaryota; Fungi; Ascomycota; Dothideomycetes; Pleosporales; Didymellaceae
Exons: 3
Coding region: 90-1703 (537 amino acids)
Biological process (GO): calcium import into the mitochondrion; mitochondrial calcium ion homeostasis
Cellular component (GO): uniplex complex; mitochondrial inner membrane
Molecular function (GO): uniporter activity; calcium channel activity
Source: RefSeq, a predicted model, not a curated record
AGCAGCUUCAUCUUUGUUAUUUCUGUGCUGCUACCCGUGUUACCCGAUUCUUACGGCUUCCCGGCAUUGCAUUGCUUCCUAUCACAGCGAUGAAGCACCGCUUAUCAGCCCUAGCACUUUCGCGCAUCUCGACUGCUUCACGCACAUUCCACACACCUCUCCAAUCGCGCAUACUUGCGAGACCGUCACUGCAGAAUGUAACAGCGGCACAGGCAGCGGCACAGCCAUUGCAGCUGAGGAACUUCGCGAUCACGGCUCGCUUGAACGUCAAGCUCCCCAGCAAGGAUGGCGGAAGCUACGACAACUCAAAUGCGCGACCAGCGUCAAAGCUAAACCACAACAUCACGCAAGAAGAGAAGGAUGACUUUGCGAGGAAGCUGCAGGAGGAUAAGGGCAAACAGAUACGGACACCAUGGCACAGGGAAGGCAGCGACCAGCCACCUGUGGCCCGACAGCGCAGCGCUGGAGCCAUGACAAAGGGCAAGCUGCUCACUACGCCCUCUCGAAUGCUCAAGAUCAUUCUCCCUCUCACAACCAGAGACACAAACUCGGACCGCAAAGACAUUGAACCACUCGCGCUGCUCGUGCACCCGCAACAGCCCAUUUCCUACCUAGAGCGCCUGAUCCAGGCUGAGCUGCCCACAAUCAAAGACAAGGAUGGCAAAGAGCGCAUUCCUGCCGUAUACUUUCGCGCCGAAGACAGCAUGCAGGGUUCUCUGCAGGCCUCCGAGGCCAGCGAGGCCAUCGUAAGCGAGGACAGCGAGCCCACACGUAGCGAGGAGGACCUUGAGCAGGUAGACGAGCACCGCAUAGACGGUAAGACUGUCAAGACAGGCAAGAUCAGGUCCCAAAGCAACGAAGAGACUGGUGCGAUAACGAACCGCAAGACACCUGACGAAGCCGUCGAAUUGCGCGGCGGCCAUGGCAAGGGUGGUGUCGAGUCGUAUUCAGGCCUUGGCCAGGAUGCUCCCAGCGACUACGUUUCGAGCCGCAAGUUCGUGCGCUGGUCCAGCAGCACCGAGAUUGGCGACUUCAUCCGUGACGCAGCGCGUGGCCAGGAAUUCGCUAUCGAAAUUGAGGGGGCACCGGAGGAGAUCCGUGUUGGGGUUCCCUCGUUCAACGACCGAACAUACUAUCUGCGCAUGCGUCUGAGGAAGGCUGCCAGGCAAAUCAGCGAGAUGGCAGAAGUCAAGGAGAAGUGCGACAAGCUCGCGCACAAGGCAGCCCAACAAGUUGCUACCGCUGGUUUUGCUGGUAUUGUAGGAUGGUGGGGAGUAGUUUACUACCUCACCUUCCAGACAGAGCUCGGCUGGGAUGUCAUGGAGCCCGUCACCUACCUCGUAGGUCUCUCGACCCUAAUCGGUGGUUAUGUCUGGUUCCUAUACCACAACCGCGAAGUUUCGUACCGCUCAGCCUUGAAUUUCACCAUCUCGCGCCGCCAAUCGAAGCUCUACAGCCAGCACAACUUCGACUUGCGAAAAUGGGAGGUGCUUAUCGAAGACGGCAAUGCGCUAAGAAAGGAGAUCAAGGCGAUUGCGAAUGAGUACGAUGUUGAGUGGGACGAAAUGAAAGAGGAGAAGGAUGAGAAGGUCGCUGAGGCGCUGAGGAAAGAUCGCAAGAGGAAGGAGGGCAAGAAGGAUAAGGAUGAUGAUGAGCCGAAGGCGGGGAAGACGGAGGUCGAGGAUGGAAGGAAGACGGGGUAAGGGCUUGUAAUGAGCUGGUACUUCACAGACCUUGAGCAUAUGUACUGCAUACGUUAGCGCGGCGUUGAGGAUAGACACCAUUUAGCAUUUCAUUCGUCUAAAUCAAAUUUUCGCGGCC